Molecule: messenger RNA, 1410 nt
Organism: Rhizophagus irregularis DAOM 181602=DAOM 197198
Lineage: Eukaryota; Fungi; Glomeromycota; Glomeromycetes; Glomerales; Glomeraceae
Source: RefSeq, a predicted model, not a curated record
AUGCAUACAGAUAAUUUACUUGAUCUUCUUCCGCCUGAACUAAUACCAUCCAUUUCAAAGUACCUCCCAGAACGGGAUCUAAAAAAUGCUCGCAAUAUAAAUAAUAUAUGGGAAAGAGAGGAAUUACUAGAGCAGAUUUUACAUUUCUUAUUGAUAGAUAAAUCUCUAUACCCUGCUCUAUUUGUUUGCCGGUCAUGGUACAGAUGUGCCGUUCCUAGCUUAUGGAAAUAUAUCAAACUAAAGGGGAAUGACCUGAAAUGUUACCAUUAUUUUCCAGACGAUUAUACUUAUCAAGAGAGAGACCGUACUCGUUUGGAAAGAUUUGUAAAAAUAAUGUGCGAAAAGCAUAAGCCAGCUUAUGUCUCGAAUGUAACCCAUCUAGAAAUUACUUAUUACCAUUCGCUUUCGGAUAGAAAAAUAAAAAAUAUUGUGGAUACAUUUCCGAAUAUAAUUCAUUUAAAUUUCAAAGAAAGUAUAGGUUUUGGUAAUAGAUCACUAUUUAUAAUAGCGGAAUCAUAUCUUAAUUUAAGAUAUCUCAAUUUGUGGGAUGCUGAAGCGAUAACCGAUAAAGGCUUAUGUGCGAUCGUACGAUCAUGCCGUAACUUAGAACAUCUAAAUAUUUCUUACUGCAGGAAUAUUACCAAUGAAUCUUUGUUUGUAAUUGCAGAUAAUUGUCAUGAUUUACAAGAGUUCCAUUUUGCCGAAGCACGUCGGAUCACAGAUAAAUCUAUAUGUUGCAUCUUAAACUCAUGCCCAAAUUUACGUAAAUUUGAUAUUGCAUAUAGCAAGGGGAAAAUAAAAAAUGCUAGUACUUUAAUGCAGAGAUGUCUCAAUAUAGAGUAUCUUGACUUUGCUGGUGUUAUGGCUUUCUAUGAUGAUGCAUUAAUUGUAGCUAUCAUUAGAGCAUCUCCGAAUUUAAGACACUUAGAGAUUGGUGGUAAUGAUAUUGGUGAUGAGGUUACCGAGGCGCUAGCCCAUACUUGUCAAAAAUUAGAAUAUUUCGAUUUAAGUGGUUGUACAUUUAUUAGUGAAUUAUCAAUCUGCAAUGUUAUUCGCUCCUGCCCGAAGAUUCAGCAUCUCAGCCUUGGAUGUUGCAAUAUUACCAGUACCACUAUCAAAGAAAUUGCUCGUUCACGUCCCAAUUUAAAAUUUCUUGAUUUGGAGGGGUGUAGAAAUAUCAGCAAAAAAGCCAUGGACCAGCUAAAUUCAAAUAUUCAUAUCGAAAAUUUUGAUGAAGAUUACUGUUCUGAUUCGGAAUCUUCUAGCUCCGAAACCGAAUCAGAGGAUGAAGUUGCCUAUAAUAAUGAUGUACCUCCUCCGAUAAUUACGGGUACGGCUGAAACUCCGAAUGAUUUUAUUACUGCAUUUAAUGAUUAUCUUAGACAGGUUGGUGGUACUCUGCCGAUCUAA